GUUUUGCUUAUUAGUGUUAGAUGUUAAUUCAUUUGCUUCAACUUAGAACUCUGAAGUAUAGUAUGCUGUGACUGGUUAAUCUCUAUCUUCCUUCAAAUAUUUUAGCCUAAGAAUAUGAAGAAAUUUUGGGUUUCUUUCUACUACUUGUUUCCUGCAAUCAUUCUUGUUCUAUUUACUCCUACUUCAAUUGCACAGCUAACACCAAGUGAGAAUAGAAUUAUUUUCCAAGUUCAAAAACUUCUUCAAUAUCCUCAAGUUCUUCAAGGAUGGACAAACUGGACCAACUUCUGCUUCCUCCCUCCAUCACCUUCCCUUAAGAUAGUGUGUUCAAAUGGUCAUGUGACAGAAUUAACUAUUGUUGGAAACAAGAGCUCCCCAUCUUCACACAGCCCCAUAACAGCUUCUUUGAAUUCCAUUCAAACUCUUUCAGCAAGCUUCUCCAUUGAUUCUUUAUUUACUGUCAUGACAAAGCUUUCAAAUUUAAAGGUGUUGUCAUUGGUGUCCUUGGGCUUGUGGGGUCCUUUACCAGCCAAGAUCAACCGGUUCUGGUCUAUGGAAGUGCUAAACAUUAGCUCAAAUUUCAUUCAUGGAGAAAUCCCAUCAUCAAUAUCAUCAAUGAAGAAUCUGAGGAGUCUGGUGUUGGCUGAUAAUCUCUUCAAUGGAAGUGUCCCAGAUCUCACAAGGCUAACUUCUCUUGAAGAGCUCAAUUUGGGUGGUAACAAACUUGGUCCUGAAUUCCCUUCUGUGGAAAACAAUCUUGUGAGUAUUAUCUUGAGAAAGAAUUCUCUGAGAUAUCAGAUUCCUCCCCAACUAAUGCACUUUGAUAAACUUCAGAUAUUUGACAUCUCUUCCAAUGAAAUGUUUGGAAAUAUCCCAACCUCUCUCUUCUCUCUUCCUUCCCUCCAGUACCUAAACUUGGCUACAAACCAUCUAAGAGGUAACCUCUCAGUGAAUAUAGCUUGUAGUUCUGCACUAACAUAUGUGGAUAUCUCAAGCAACCUUCUGCAAGGAAAAUUACCAUCCUGCCUUGGUUCAUUGUCUUCAAAGGCCAAGGUACUAUAUUCUGGGAAUUGUUUGUCAACAACCAGAAAGUUAAAUGAUCAACAACAUCCAUCUUCAUAUUGCAAGAAAGAAGCAGCCUUAGCUGUUAAGCCUCCUCAAGCUAAAAUGGCGAAGAAGGAAUCAGGUAUGGAACUAGGCCUAGUACUUGGUAUAAUUGGAGGGGUUGUUGGAAUUGCAGCACUUCUGGCUCUACUCAUUGCGUUCAUCUUGAGGAAGUCCAAAGCAGAAAGAUUAGAUCAUAAGAUUCACAGAUCUGUUGCUGAUAAAUUUUCUGCCCGUGCUUCUUCAAGACCAAAUAUUGAUGCAAGACGUGUUCCUCAGACAAUGAGGCUAGCUGCAGUUGGACUGCCACCAUACUGUAUUUUCACAUCAGAGGAAAUUGAAGAUGCAACAAACAACUUUGACCCAUCAAAUUUAAUAGGAGAAGGAUCACAGGGACAGCUAUAUAAAGGUUGGCUCAGAGAUGGUUCAGUGGUCCUAGUUAAUUGUAUAAAAAUAAAGCAAAAGGGUUUGCCCCGCAGCAUUAUGCAGCACCUAGAGGUAUUACCCAAUUUGAGACAUAGGCAUAUAGUGAGUGUUCUAGGACACUGUGUAAUUACUCACCAGGACCCUCCCCAAACAACAAGCACAGUCUUCGUUGUAUUUGAACACGUCUCAAAUGUUUCAUUAAGGGAUCAACUUACAGAUGGGAGAAAGAGGGAAAUGCUGAAAUGGCCACAGAGAAUGGCAAUCAGCAUAGGCAUUGCAAGAGGAAUCCAUUUCUUACACACAGGAGUUGCUCCUGCCAUAUUUGGCAACAAUUUGAAGAUUGAGAACAUUCUGUUGGAUGAUAGUCUCAAUGCAAAAGUCAGUAAAUACAGCAUUCCUUUGCCAUCCAAGAGUGCACUUAGUGAACAAAGUGCCCCCAAAAAUAUUGGCAGCACAAAUAAUGCAGAAAAGGAAGAUAUCUACCAGCUUGGUGUUAUUCUACUUGAAAUUAUCACUGGCAAACAAAUUACAUCCUCUAGUGAAGUAGAGGAGCUGAAGGAUGAGCUGGAGAAAGGUUCAUCAGAAGCAGCAUCAAUACUAAGAAGUGCUAUUGAUCCUUCCCUGAGAGGAACUUAUGCAUAUGAAUCAAUGAAGACUGCAGUUCAGAUUACAAUGAAUUGUCUAUACAAGGUUUCUAGUAAUCGGCCUUCAAUAGAGGAUGUUCUGUGGAAUUUACAGUACUCAAUGCAAGUUCAAGAGUCGUGGACCAGCAGUGGAAACCUCAGCACAAAAUUGUAAACCACCUGUCAAUAACAAAUGUUUGCUAGCAUUUCAUAAGUUCAUUUAUCAUAAUGAAUAAAUGAUAAUGUAAAUAUGUAAUCUCUUCUAUAAGGCCAAAAAACACAAUUUGGCCUGCAUUUUUCCAUAUUAUUGUUAUUAUUAU
Gastrolobium bilobum is the source of this 2473-nucleotide messenger RNA. Its product is annotated as probable LRR receptor-like serine/threonine-protein kinase At1g14390. The transcript is spliced from 7 exons. NCBI's taxonomy places the organism in Eukaryota, Viridiplantae, Streptophyta, Magnoliopsida, Fabales, Fabaceae. Bases 115 to 2328 code for a protein of 737 amino acids. Gene Ontology annotation, molecular function: ATP binding; protein binding; protein kinase activity. The record is from RefSeq and is a predicted model, not a curated record. Gene Ontology annotation, cellular component: membrane. Gene Ontology annotation, biological process: protein phosphorylation.